AUGCCAAAACAGCCCGAGUAUAUAGAGCUCAGCUCAUAUCCAGAGAGGAACUCGGAUGAGAGAUCACUGCCGUCUAAGUGGCAUGAGCACCUCUCGCAGAACCAGAUUCUCACCAUUCUUGCCAGACUUGGAGUCCUGAACAUUCCGUCUCCAUUUGAUAUCAACCUUCUACCGAGACAUGCCCACUUCAUGUUGGAUAAAAUCGAAGACUUGACCGUAGUGCACGCGGUUGAGAUCCUUAGGGAUGCGUUGGUUGAACAUAAUGGCGACGUCAAUUUCCCUAGCCGAGACUACCAACUUAUCGAAAGGUUGGUAAGCCAGACACCUGAUAACUUCAGUCAAGACACCCAGGAAUACACCCAGGAAUACACGAAAGUCGCUACUGGGGACACAGAGUCGGAUUCACUUCUCGAUUGGACACUUGAGACGAAAUUGGAGGCUGCGUUGAUCGCAUUCCAUUCUCCAUACCCGGAAGUUCGUGCUGUGGUUGAUCCAUUUGACGACCCCUCUAUGCCCGUGGAAACAUUCCGAGUAUAUGUAAUCUCGCUAUUCUGGACUGUUUUGGGUGCAACUAUCAACAACUUUUUCGUUCAUCGACUCCCCAGCAUCAGACUUUCAUCAAGCACAGUGCAACUUCUACUCUUGCCUAGUGGAAGACUCUGGGAACGGAUAUUUCCCGAUAACAAGAUGGUCACCGUAUUUGGUAGGACCUUCAAUUUAAAUCCUGGCCGCUGGAACCAUAAGGAAUUGAUGCUCAGCUCAAUCAUAUAUUCGUGCUCUGCUGGAACUCCAUAUGCGGUGUAUAAUAUCUUUGUCAUGAAGCUCGAGCGUUUUUAUGGACUCAAGUGGGUUUCCUGGGUCUAUCAGAUACUUUUUGCCCUCUCUACACAAUUCUUGGGUUUUGCUUUUGCUUUUAUGAUGCUAAAGGUCUGCGUCUACCCUAAGAAAUCUGUGUGGCCAACGUUACUUCCCGUGAUUGCAUUGAAUCGUGCACUCAUGGACGAAGACCCUCCAUCAACUAUAAAUGGAUGGAAGAUAUCACGAUACUCGUUCUUUUUUUUGACGUUUGCCGUCAGUUUCUUCUACAAUUGGAUUCCCUCCUACUUCUUCACUGCACUUUCCACAUUCAACUGGCCGACCUGGUUUUCUCCGAACCUGGUACACUUGAAUAAUGUCACGGGGUCCAAUGUUGGACUUGGGUUGAACCCUUGGCCUACCUUUGACUGGAAUAUCUUGGACAUGGCUGGAUGCUUGACUGUUCCAUUCUACACAUAUGUCAAUCAGUACAUUGGCAUUGUUUUGGGGUUCUUCACUAUUCUAGCGGUAUACUACACAAAUAACAAAUGGACCGCCUACUUUCCAAUCAACUCAAACCGUCUUUUCAACAACAAGGGAAAAGUAUAUGAUGUCAAGAUGAUUUUGAAUGAGAGUAGUGGAUUUGAUGAACAGAAAUACCUCAAGUAUGGACCCCCUUACUUCAGUGCUGCCAACUUGGUCCUUUAUGGAGCUUACUUCUUCAUGUAUCCAUUUGCUAUUCUCUAUCAUCUGGUUACUGAAUGGACGUCGAUGUCACAAAGUUUUGUGAGUAUUUGGCAAACUGUUCGAGAAUCAUUUCUGAAGGACAGAACUUCGCAGAUGCGCAAAUUCAAAGAUGAUCCUCACUGCCAAAUGAUGAGUUCGUAUGAAGAGGUUCCAAGUCUCUGGUUCCUCACCAUCUUAGUAGUGAGUGUGACUUUUGCAGUGGCAUGUGUCCUUUUUUAUCCCAUAGAGACCCCUGUUUGGGGAAUUUUUUUCACAAUUGGCAUCAACUUUCUCUUUCUUGUUCCAAUCACGGCAAUUGCAUCGGUAACUGGCUUCUCAUUCGGUUUAAACGUGUUGGUAGAGUUGAUCGUGGGAUACGCCAUUCCAAACUCAGGCCUUGCUCUUAUCACUCUCAAGGCAUACGGGUACAACAUCGAUAGUCAGGCUAGUAACUACAUCACUGAUCAAAAGCUCGCUCACUACACUAAAAUACCUCCUCGGGCAAUUUUUCGUGGCCAAAUCAUCUCCACAUUCUUAAGUGUAUUCGUUGCUCUCGCUAUUGCGAACUGGCAAAUCGACAAUAUUCCCGACAUUUGUGAUCGAGAGCAAAAAAACAAACUUCGCUGUCCUGGAGCCAACACAUUCUUCUUCUCUAGCAUUCAAUAUGGAGAAAUCGGUCCUCAUAAGGUUUUCACCGGUAUUUAUCCUGUGUUGAAGUGGUGCUUCCUUUUUGGAGCAGUGCUGGUCAUUCCUUUGGCAUACUUUAAGAAGAAAGGACCAGCGAGAUACACCAAGUAUUUCCAGCCCACCAUCAUCGUUGGAGGAUUCUUAGUGUAUGCUCCAUACAACUUACUGUACUUUACCGGUGGCUUGUAUCUCUCUUAUAUCUUCAUGUAUCGUCUCAAGCGUAAUUAUACGCUCUGGUGGGAGAAGUACAAUUAUAUAUUGACUGGUGCACUCUCAGCUGGUGUUGCGUUCAGUGCAUUGAUCAUCUUUUUUACGGUGCAAUACAACAGACCAGACCUCGACUGGUGGGGAAACAGACUCAGCAGCAUGGGCAUAGAAGGAGCGCGAGAGUUGGCAUCAUGGAAACAUGCUGAAAAUGCUCCGGAUGGAUAUAUUGGAUUACGAGAAUCGGAGUAUCCGUGA
Messenger RNA from Sungouiella intermedia, 2670 nucleotides. Lineage: Eukaryota; Fungi; Ascomycota; Pichiomycetes; Serinales; Metschnikowiaceae. The record is from the annotation of a GenBank genome assembly.